This is a messenger RNA of Salmo salar (Atlantic salmon), 1647 nucleotides long. RefSeq names its product gamma-sarcoglycan. Gene Ontology annotation, cellular component: sarcolemma; sarcoglycan complex. The record is from RefSeq and is a predicted model, not a curated record. Gene Ontology annotation, biological process: heart contraction; cardiac muscle tissue development. NCBI's taxonomy places the organism in Eukaryota, Metazoa, Chordata, Actinopteri, Salmoniformes, Salmonidae.
AUCUAAAUAAAGUAAUGCAACAGCAGAUUACAUGACUUCAAUGCAAUGUGGUCACACAUAUAGCAGCACAUUAUUGCAUCUUUACUUCAAAUUUGUAUGACUUGUACACAUAUGUUGUAUGAACAUUUUUCAUUGUGAUGCUCCAUAUUUAUGCUAUGUUCCCCAAGGUUGUAGGUAGCCUAUUCUGCAUCCGUGCUAUAACUGUCCUUCUCAGCUGAUGGUUUUGCAGCAAUACCCCCCGCCAGCAGAGGGUGCUGAAGGCCCGGACACAGAGGAGCAGAAUGAUGAUCACAGGCUGGGGAUCUAUGGCUGGAGGAAGCGCUGCCUCUAUCUGCUGGUGCUUCUCCUGCUCUCCACCCUGCUGGUCAACAUUGCCCUGACCAUCUGGAUCCUCAGGGUCACCUGUCUCAACACAGAAGGAAUGGGGCAGCUGAGAAUAACAUCAGAUCGGGUGAGGCUUGAUGGAGUGUCCGAGUUCCUCUUCUCUCUCUACGCCCAAGAGAUACACUCCAAACAGGACACCUCCCUUCUUAUCCACUCGGAGUCCCAGAAUGUCACGCUCCAAGCCUGCAAUGGGAAAGGAGGUGUGUUAGGUAGCCUUAACCUGGGUCCACAAUCCAUGGAAAGCGUAGGAAAACAUUUUGAGGUGAUGACAAGCACUGGGAAAUUGUUAUUUUCUGCUGGUACAGAACAGGUAGUUGUUGGAGCGGAUAAGCUAACCAUUACAGGGUCUGAUGGUGCUCAGUGUGAACAUUCCAUAGAGACAUCCCUGGUCAGGGCAGAGCAUUCCAUGGACUUGAGGCUAGAGGCCCCCACCCGUUCCCUCCACCUGGAUGCUCCAAAGGGAGUCCAUAUCAAAGCAGUGUCCGGCAGCGGCCAGGCCGUGUCCAGCAUGGACAUCUCUCUACUCUCUAUGGACGGAGUGUUGAUUCUGGAUGCUGAGAGGGUGCAGCUGCCCAGGUUACCUCUGAGUGGAGAGGGAGAGAAAGGGAGUCCUGGGGAGCAGUUGUAUGAAGUGUGUGUGUGUCCUGAUGGAAGACUGUACCUGUCCAAAGCUGGUCACACCUCCACCUGCCAUGACAACAGGCACGAUUGUUAAAAGACCACACUCUAUUAUCUUGAGAUUUGUAUUGACCUGGGAUCAUCUUUAUACAUACAGGACAUCAUCAUAGAUAUGCAGUCAGUCGUGUCUUGCCUGAAAGUUAUGCAAAGUGCAUUUUAGAAAAAUAUUAAAGUUCAGAAAAUAUUUAUAUAUUUGAAUCGUUUUUUUCACAGCAUUAUAUCUAAAAGAUGUACAUGCAAGGUGUUCUACUCUAGUGGCACCAACUGCGUUACCUGUUUUGUCUGGGAAUAGUUUCAUUAAUUAUAUUUGUGUAUAUUUUCAUCCCUUUCACAGUAAACAGAUGUUGGUUAUGAUAUUGUACAACCGGACAACAUGUAUGAUACUAUACGUCCUAUAUGAUAUUGUACGACCGCUAUUCCAUCCAUAACGUAACCUAUUGUAGGGUAAUAUAUCAUACUAAACGGAGGGAAACAAAUGCAUUUUCCAAAUCCUACCUAUUGCCCUGAAGAUACAGUGUACAUAUGUGAUUGAAGAUUUUUCAUCAUGUUCAGGGGGAGCUUGAUGCGCUAGUAUCUGGCAGGCGG